AUGGACCUCGCCGGGCGCGCCCGCGGCCACGGGGCCACGGUAGGGGGGCUGCUGCUCGCGGCGGCUGCUGCCGCCAAGGGUCUCAGGGAGGACCUGAGGGGCGCGGACGCCCUGCCUUGGAGGGCCCUGUCCCAGAUCCCGAAGCGGGAGGGGCUUGGAGAGGAGGAUACGGCAGUUGCCGGACACGAGCUCCGUGAGUCCCGGGACAAGGUCUCAGAAAAUCAGGUUGCGGGGCGGGCUGGGUCGAAGGGACUUAAAAAGGUACCCAGUGCAUCGCCUCCGGAAGCUGCGGGAGUGAAACUGGCGCGGCGACUCCGCCCUGGGACCCCGAGUCCCAGCCUCCACCGCUGCACCCCCUUACUGCCAGAUGAGAGAAGCUUUCAGAAUGCUGCUAAAAGCAAUAAUUUGGAUCUUAUGGAGAAGCUGUCUGAAAACAAGGUUAACAUUAAUGCUGUGAACAAUAUGAACCGCACAGCCCUGCAUUUUGCAGUGGGGAGAAAUCAUUUAUCUGCAGUGGAUUUCUUGCUUAAACACAAGGCCAGGGUGGAUGUUGCUGAUAAGCACGGCUUGACAGUAAUUCACCUUGCAGCCUGGUCUGGGAGCCUUGAGGUCAUGCUCCUGCUGGUUAAAGCUGGAGCAGAUCAGAGAGCCAAGAAUCAGGAUGGAAUGAAUGCCCUCCACUUUGCUGCUCAGAGCAAUCAUGUGCUCAUCGUGGAGUAUCUUAUUCAAGAUCUGCACCUCAAGGACCUGAACCAGCCUGAUGAGAAAGGAAGAAAACCAUUUCUUUUGGCAGCUGAGAGGGGCCAUGUUGAAAUGAUAGAAAAACUUACCUUCCUAAACCUGCAUACUUCAGAAAAGGACAAGGAGGGAAACACUGCCUUGCACCUCGCUGCGAAGCACGGUCACAGUCCUGCAGUGCAGGUGCUGCUAACCCAGUGGCAAGACAUAAAUGAGAUGAAUGAGAAUGGAGAAACACCAUUCUUUCUGAGUGUUGAAGGAGGUCAUGAAGAGUGCAGCAAAGUGCUGCUGACAGCAGGAAGUGACAUCAACAUUCCAAAUAAACUCAAUAUCAGUAGUUUGCAGAUAGCAACCAGGAAUGGCCAUGCAUCCCUUGUCAACUUUCUUCUCAGUGAGAACGUUGAUCUGCACCAGAAAGUGGAACCUAAGGAGUCUCCUCUUCAUUUAGCUGUUAUCAACAACCACAUCACCGUUGUAAACAGCUUAUUAAGUGCACAGCAUGAUAUUGACAUUAAAUCAGGCAAGAGACCUCUUGGAAUAAAAGAAAAAUCACCCCAAGUUCAGUCAACUGAAGCAGAAUCAAAUGACUCAAUAAGGCAAUCCAUCACUGGCUGGAAAUGGGAGUGCCGCAGCGGAAUGAUGAAGAGAAUGGGGAAACAACAAACCCCUCUGCAUGUAGCUGCUGAUUGUGGAAAUGUGGAACUGGUGGAAACCCUGCUGAAGGCAGGCUGUGACUUGAAGGCUGUUGACAAGCAAGGAAAGACUGCCCUGGCUGUGGCCUCCAGGAGCAACCAUAGCCUUGUAGUGGACAUGCUCAUUAAAGCAGAGAGAUACUACGCCUGGAGAGAGGAGCAUCAUGAAAGCAUCAGGGACCCAUCAACAGGUUUUCCUCUGACAUUCAAGCAAGACCACAGUCUGGAGACCAGACACAUUCGCACGCUCCUCUGGGGCCUGGCUUACCAUCAGCUGAAGGCCAAUGAGUGGCAGAGGCUGGCCCGUUCAUGGAACUUUACAGAUGACCAGAUUAGAGCCAUUGAGGCACAGUGGUCAGGAAAUGAAAGCUUCCGUGAACAUGGCCACAGGGCUCUGCUUAUCUGGCUACAUAGGACCCUGAUGACUCAGGCUGAUCCGGCCAAGCACCUGUAUGAAGAGCUGGUACACGCAGGUUUCCCAAAACUAGCUGAAAAGACUCGUCAUUUCAAAAGCAAAACUGACUCAAACUCCAAGAAAUGUGUAGUUUCAUAAAUGCCCAAAGAAAUUGUAUUUCCAUGAUUUUCCACUCAGCAUUCAGUUCUUUUAAUGCCAUAAAUUUCUCCUAGCAGUAGCACUGAUUUUCAACUAUGAUGAUGGUGGUGACAGGGUACUGUAACAGGUGAAAGAAGAGUAAUACCAUGAUACUUUUCAACCUCUAAAAAGCCAAAUACAGUUUUUUUGCUGAGGGCCAGUUAUAUAUCAUUUUUCCAUUUCUGUCAUUUGAUGUAACACAUGUAAUAAGAUAAUCUAGGAGGGUUUUGUGUGUCAUUUUUUUUCUAAAAACUCAUGGGAGCAGCAUCAUGGUACAGUAAAAAACCAACGGUUUUUACAAUAGACGAAUAUAGUUUUGAACUUGGUUUUGCCACUUAUUAGAUGUGAACCUUUGGGCAUGUUAAUGUUGUUUAAGUUCGUAGAUCUUCAGUUUCCUUCUCUAUAAACUGGGACAAAUGUCUAUUUAAUCCACAGAGUUGGAGUACAGAUGAAGGGAAAAUGCCUGUGAAAUGCCUAGCCUCAUGCCCACAGUAUGGAAAUCAACUAUUAUUUCUCUUUCAGUAAGAGAAACUGGGUUUGGAAAUUUAUAGUCAUUGUUGACUUUAAAUCACACAUAAUGUAUAAUAUAUUACUUAGGAAAGACCAGAAGUA
This is a messenger RNA of Piliocolobus tephrosceles (Ugandan red Colobus), 2634 nucleotides long. It is a transcript of the gene ANKDD1B, whose product is annotated as ankyrin repeat and death domain containing 1B. The transcript has 16 exons. Gene Ontology annotation, molecular function: protein binding. The coding region runs from base 1 to 1983 and encodes 660 amino acids. Gene Ontology annotation, biological process: signal transduction. The record is from RefSeq and is a predicted model, not a curated record. Lineage: Eukaryota; Metazoa; Chordata; Mammalia; Primates; Cercopithecidae.